UUACAGGAUCACGUCGAGGGACCACAUGUCGCUCUUCUCCGUAUAGGACCCCUCAGCCACGCUCUCGGGCGCCUGCAAAGUGAACAAUAGAAAGAGUGCUUUGUGCAAUCCGCCAGCUGCCCCGACAGGCAACCCACCAUGUAUCCCCGUGUGCCAGGCCGCUCGGAAAUCUUCUUCCCAUCAGGAAACCCACAGAAGUCAAAGUCCACCAGCUUCAGCUGGGUCUCGCCGUCCAAGAAUACGCAAUUCUCGGGCUUCAAAUCACGGUGGACGAGCUGAGAAUGGAGCAGGGCAGCAUUCAU
Molecule: messenger RNA, 302 nt
Organism: Vitrella brassicaformis
Lineage: Eukaryota; Vitrellaceae
Source: the annotation of a GenBank genome assembly